This is a messenger RNA of Sphenostylis stenocarpa, 756 nucleotides long. The record is from the annotation of a GenBank genome assembly. NCBI's taxonomy places the organism in Eukaryota, Viridiplantae, Streptophyta, Magnoliopsida, Fabales, Fabaceae.
AUGGCUAAUUUUCCUUCAUGCUCUUCUUUUCUCCUUUCAUCAUUCAUGCUGGCAAUUCUCAUUUCUUGCAUCUCACAUUCUGCCCUUGCCAUUGAUGGACAUACAGUCGCUAACUCUCCUAUGUUGACCACAAAGUUAGGAAUUAAUCGCACAAUCAUAGUAGAUGUCAACGGCAAUGGGGAUUUCAAGAGUGUUCAAGAUGCCAUAGAUUCCAUUCCCGAAAAUAAUUCUAAUUGGGUAAUUGUUCAUCUUAGGAGAGGAGCAUACAGAGAACAAGUGCACAUACCAUCGAGUAAGCCUUAUAUAUUCAUGAGAGGGAAUGGCAGAGGAAAAACUGCUGUAGUUUGGUCUGAGAGCUCUUCAGACAACGUGGCUUCUGCCACCUUCAGAGUCGAAGCACAUGAUUUCAUUGCCUUUGGAAUUAGCUUCAUGAAUGAGGCACCUACGGGGAUUGCUUAUACCUCGCAAAACCAAUCAGUGGCAGCAUAUGUGGCAGCAGAAAAACAACCUGAAAUAUUUGUGAUAGAUGAUAAAAGGUUAACGAUUCAAGGUUCAAUCACCGCGCACAACAGGGAAAAUGCAGACGAGCUGAAUGGGUAUGUCUUCAUCAAAGGGUCGGUUUAUGGCAUUGGUUCAGUUUACCUAGGAAGGGCCAAGGGUCCUUAUUCUAGGGUGAUUUUUGCUGAGACGUAUCUCUCCAAGACCAUUGUCCCACAGGGGUGGACCAAUUGGAGCUAUGAUGGUAGCACAGAGUAA